AUGGACAUCGAUGACAUCCUCGCCUCUGUCGACCGCCAUGAUGCUUCCGCGCCCGAGUCUACGGCCCUCGACCACCAGCUCCUGACACGUUUCUGGGUCGCAGAGCGUGCCGUCUCGGAGCUCCUCCCAUGGCCAGGAUCCUUGAUGAUGCGGAUGAUGGAGCGCGUACGGCGACAGAUCGAAAAAAUCGAAGACCUCGCCGCCUCCUCCUCCGACCCCUCCUCCCUCUCCACAACCUCAACCUCAAAGACAAACAUCAACCUCACCCUCUCCAUCCUGCAAACAGACCUCGCCCGCACCCAGUACCUCAUCCGCUCACUCCUCCGCCAACGCCUCGCCAAACUCACAAAACACAGCAUGCACUACCUGCUCCUCGUCGCGCCCGCGCCCGCGCCCGCGCCCCCCUCCCCGUCCCCCUCACAGUCGCAAUCACAGUCGCAACCCCACGACUCCAUCCCGGACCCAACCCUCGUCCCGAACCCCUCCCCGCUGUCCCCGCAGGAAGCCGCGUUCCUGCACGCCCACCAGACCCUGCUGGCGGCCCACUACGGCGCGUCGUUCCUCGACUCGUUCCCGCCGCAGCUGCGGCGGCUGGAUGACAAUGCCGGCGGGACGAGUAUGGUGCAAGGGCCGGAGGUGCGGGAGGCGGUUGUGGUGCGCUGUCUGGCGGAGGAGGUGAGGGUUGUUGUGCCGCCGGGGGAUGGGGUUGAGGAGGAACAGUUGGGGACGAGUAUGCGGAUGGGGGAUGUGUGGGUUGUGCGGUGGGAGGGGAUCCGGGGUGCGUGGGAGAGGGGGGAUGUGGAGGUUCUUUAG
Aspergillus clavatus NRRL 1 is the source of this 813-nucleotide messenger RNA. It is a transcript of the gene sld5, whose product is annotated as putative GINS DNA replication complex subunit Sld5. NCBI's taxonomy places the organism in Eukaryota, Fungi, Ascomycota, Eurotiomycetes, Eurotiales, Aspergillaceae. Bases 1 to 813 code for a protein of 270 amino acids. The transcript has 2 exons. Gene Ontology annotation, cellular component: GINS complex. Gene Ontology annotation, biological process: double-strand break repair via break-induced replication; DNA-templated DNA replication. The record is from RefSeq and is a predicted model, not a curated record.